UUUGCAAACGUGAUAUCAGGCGCAGGUUACACAAACUCCUACCCAUGGGGCCUGGACCACGGAAGCAAACGCAACAACCGCACACAGCCACUAAUAUAUAAAUUUCUCUCAGCUAUAAUUGCUCUCACCUUUCUUCCCCAGCCGCACUCCACAGCACACACUACCCAGACAUCCCGAGUUCAGGCUCACCGUUCACUUCUCAUUCUUUACCUCCUCCAACUCUUAUCUACUCUCUACUCUAUACGACUCCACCCUCUCCCGCGCAUCAGUAUUCGAGAAAUGAGCUCCCACAACUCUGAUGCUGGCCCUUCUUCUCAGGGCGCCAGGCAGGGGGGUGCUUCUGCGGCUGCCGCCCCGCUUGGGGCUCAUGAAGGGCUUCAAGGCGCUUCUCAACCAGCGAUACACGCUGCACCCCAUGUCUCCUCACAAGCGGCUACUCAACAGCCCAUCCCGUCCCACUGGCCCCCUUCUCCAUGGAAUCCUCCCGGAGGUCUACCACCUCGGUCCUCUUUUGGGUUCUUUCCACCUCCCCCUUGGAACGGGCCCGUUGUUCCCGCGGUACUUCCUUCGCAGCAGCCCGCACAAGAUCUUCCUCAAGAGCCGCUUCUUGACGCGCUAGAUGGCCCCGUCAUGAAGUUCGAGGAGAUAAACCUCAUCAACGCUGACGUCUUGGACGCAAUUGAUGCGGCUGGAUCCACUCCUGUGCCGCACACCUUUCUCAAGGUGUCUGUGCAGAUCGAUGGCCGGUGGAUGCCGGUUACAUAUCCUAACCUGUCGGUGUGUGGCCGCCCCCGGUUGACUGGCAAUCUAGAUGGCAGGACACCAAUCGCCAUGGUCUCAGCGAACUGGGACGCCACUCCGGACGAGCGUGCUCAAUCCAGCACUCCUCAGCGCUUCAUGAUCUUCACCAUGCAGACUGAGCAACCUCGAGAUUCCCAAGAGGAAUCUACCGUGCCGCCACCCCUCUCAUCACCCAUCAUGGUUCAACGAGUGUGGGUCGAUCUUUCGUUGCCUGCUGAAGAGCAAAAGUGGAUUGAGAAAGAUAAGCCAUGUGCCCAGAUCAUCAUGGAGAUCCUGAGGCGUGUUGAUGCACCGCCCAUCGAUGGCUUCGAUCGCAGGGGCAUGACCGUCAUCCCACUCCAAGUCGUUUUUGAUAUCAUGGGUGACGGAGGAGAGGACCAUUUCGUUUACAACCACCGCAUUCGGCGUGCAGUGCUUGCUGACGAUUCGAUGCUUCUGGAAUCCGGAUACGAGUUGGGAUGUCCCAACGUUGUUAUGAAAUGGCUUGGCGGAGCCGUCGAUGGCGAAAGGAUACUCCCCCCGACAUCUCUUCUCAGGAACCGUCUUCCUCAUGCCAUCGGGAAGCAAUUGGCUCGAAUUAAGGUUCAACAAGCACCAAUGUUCGCAACGCAGGAAGAGAAGGAUCUUGCAGCUGAGACCGCUUGCGGUGAACCGGAGGUGGUGAUUUCUCUUUGGAAAGGAGAAAAGACCUUUCCAAUGUGGGUAUGGACCGCCAUAUGCGGAGACUACGAGUGCAACCAGCUCGGAUACUUCAAGCCCGAUUUCAAAGUCAAUUUCAACUGGAACCCGGAUACCACUGGCAUUUGGGGAACGAACACCACACAUCAGACUCCACUUCCUUUUUAG
Periconia digitata is the source of this 1647-nucleotide messenger RNA. The record is from the annotation of a GenBank genome assembly. Lineage: Eukaryota; Fungi; Ascomycota; Dothideomycetes; Pleosporales; Periconiaceae.